Molecule: messenger RNA, 535 nt
Organism: Tarenaya hassleriana
Lineage: Eukaryota; Viridiplantae; Streptophyta; Magnoliopsida; Brassicales; Cleomaceae
Product: protein JAZ13
Source: RefSeq, a predicted model, not a curated record
GACCCAUCAAAUAUCAAACCCUUGUUUUUUUUCCCAACAUCUCAUAGAGAAUGAGGAAUUGCAGCUUCGAUCUCCGGCUAUCUCCGGUGGAUCCCCCGGCGCCAUCUUGCCGCCGACAAUCAAUGGCUACUAAUGCGUCGUUCACCGUAAGUUCCAAGGAGAUUAUCGUUCUCUAUAAUGGGAGAUUAUGCGUAUACGACGUCGAGGAGCUCCAGAUAAGGGCCAUAAUUGAGAUGGGGAAGCCGUUAGUGGGGAUAGGAUCUCCGUUAGGGUUCAGGGUGAAGAGAUCGCUGCAGAGGUUUUUGGAGAAGAGGAAGAUGAGAAGCCAGGCCCUCUCUCCUUACUGCUCCUCUUCCACAUCAUCUCCCAAUUUCUAACCCUAAUGUGCCAUCUUUCCAAUCCACGAGAACACGACCAAACCCCAAAAAAAAAGUUUUUUUUUUGCUCCCUGACAUGAAGGGGGAUCUAACAAGUAUUUCUUUACUCUCUCCCUUCCAGUGGUUUUUAUCGAAGAAAUGUCGUAAAUCGUAAUGUA